This is a messenger RNA of Cucumis sativus (cucumber), 774 nucleotides long. RefSeq lists its product as uncharacterized. The transcript has 2 exons. Lineage: Eukaryota; Viridiplantae; Streptophyta; Magnoliopsida; Cucurbitales; Cucurbitaceae. Bases 98 to 685 code for a protein of 195 amino acids. The record is from RefSeq and is a predicted model, not a curated record.
CCCUUUUGUUUUUCAUUUGACAUUCAAAAAGGGUUCUUAGUAUAUAUAUAUAUAUAUAUAUUCAUAUUCAUAUAUUUCAAAGUACAAAGGGUUCCUGAUGUUAGCUCAAUCAUUUACACAAGGAAGAGAAGAUUCAGCCUUUUCACUCAUGCAGAAGACUAAGGAACAAAGGGUCGUGACGAUUCGAAAAGCAGUAUCAUCAGAUUUAAGCAAGGAGAUUGAAAAUUACAAAGUAAGAAUCAAGAACAACAACAGUUAUGAAGUAGAAGAAAUGAAGAACAGAUCAUCAUUAGUAGUUGAAGAAGAAGAAGAAGAAGAAGAAUUGGUAGAAGCAAAAUGCAGUUGCUGUGGAAUAAAAGAAGAGUGCACAAAAUCCUACAUUUUAGAGGUCCAGAAAUCCUUCUCAGGGAAUAAAUGGGUUUGUGGGCUUUGCUCUGAAGCUGUUAAAGAAAGAGUAUUGAAAUUUCCAAACACAACCAUUGAUAAAGCUUUGGAGCUUCAUAAACAAUUUUGUGAUAGUUUUAAUACUACCACAAGGUUAAACCCUAAACUUUCUUUAACCACUUCCAUGAGAAAGAUUGCUAGAAAAAGUUUUGAGAAUCGAACCCAUAAUACUAAUUAUCAUAAUCAUAAUAAGCUUUCUCGAAGUGUUAGUUGUGAUCCAAGAAUUGGUCUCCAAGAUUGACUAAUUUAAUUUGUUAUUAUUAUUAAUCAUUGGUAAUUAAAAACUAGUUCUCUGUGUUUUGUAUUUAAGUAUGUGUUUAGUUAAUUAGA